Molecule: messenger RNA, 3093 nt
Organism: Triticum turgidum subsp. durum (durum wheat)
Lineage: Eukaryota; Viridiplantae; Streptophyta; Magnoliopsida; Poales; Poaceae
Source: the annotation of a GenBank genome assembly
AUGCGGCAGACAGUGGUGAACACCCUCGAGCGGAAGCUCUUCUACAUACCUUCGUUCAAGAUCUACCGCGGCGUCGCUGGCCUGUACGACUACGGGCCGCCCGGGUGUGCGGUCAAGUCCAACGUCCUGGCCUUCUGGAGGCAGCAUUUUGUUCUGGAGGAGAAUAUGUUGGAGGUUGACUGCCCCUGUGUGACACCUGAGGUUGUCUUAAAGGCAUCAGGGCAUGUCGAGAAGUUCACCGACCUCAUGGUUAAGGAUGAGAAGACAGGCACAUGCUAUCGUGCUGAUCACCUGUUGAAAGAUUUUUGCAAGGACAAGCUUGAGAAGGAUCUCACCUUAUCCCCUGAGACGGCUGCCGAGUUUAAGCGCGUCCUUGCUGUGUUAGAUGACCUCUCAACAGAGGAACUCGGUGCAAAGAUCAAGGAAUAUGGCAUUGUUGCCCCUGAUACAAAGAACCCACUCUCUGCUCCCUACCCAUUCAAUCUUAUGUUCCAGACAUCAAUUGGCCCAACAGGUCUUAGCGUGGGGUAUAUGAGGCCAGAGACUGCACAGGGUAUUUUUGUCAACUUCAAGGACUUGUACUACUACAAUGGCCAAAAGCUUCCCUUUGCAGCAGCUCAAAUUGGUCAAGCAUUCCGCAACGAGAUCUCUCCACGUCAAGGUCUUCUACGAGUGCGUGAAUUCACAUUGGCCGAGAUUGAGCACUUCGUAGAUCCUGAGGAUAAGUCACAUCCCAAGUUUGUUGAUGUUGCUGAUUUGGAGUUCUUGAUGUUUCCGAGAGAGCUGCAGCUCUCAGGGGAGUCAGCCAAGUUAACGAAGCUUGCAGAAGCAGUUUUGAAGGGAACUGUUAAUAAUGAGACACUUGGUUACUUUAUUGGAAGGGUCUAUCUUUUCCUGACACGUUUGGGAAUUGAUAAGAGCCGAUUGCGCUUCAGACAGCAUCUACCUAAUGAGAUGGCUCAUUAUGCUGCUGACUGCUGGGAUGCAGAGAUUGAGUGUUCUUAUGGAUGGAUAGAGUGUGUGGGCAUUGCAGAUAGAUCUGCAUAUGAUUUAAAAGCUCAUUCUGAGAAAAGUGGCGUUCCACUUGUUGCUCAUGAAAAGUUUUCAAAGCCUAGAGAAGUUGAGAAACUUUUUAUCGUGCCCUCAAAGAAAGACCUAGGGCUUGCUUUCAAGGGCAAUCAGAAGAUGGUGGUUGAAGCAUUGGAGGCUAUGAGUGAGAAGGAAGCAAUGGACAUGAAGACUGCAUUGGAAUCUAAGGGGGAGACGAACUUCCAAGUUUGCACACUUGGAAAGGACGUGGUGAUUACAAAGAAAAUGGUAUCGAUCAGUAUGGAGAAGAAGCUGGAGCACCAGCGAGUCUUCACCCCUUCAGUUGUUGAGCCCUCAUUUGGCAUAGGGAGGAUAAUCUAUUGUCUGUUUGAGCAUUCCUUCUACACAAGACCUAGCAAAUCAGAAGAGGAGCAGCUGAAUGUCUUCCGGUUCCCUCCUAUCGUGGCUCCUAUCAAGUGCACUGUGUUCCCGCUGGUAAAGAAUCAAGAGUUUGAUGGUGCCGCCAAAGUGCUUGCUAAAGAAUUAACAGCUGCAGGCAUCUCACACAUUAUUGACACGACUGGCAUUUCUAUCGGGAGGAGGUACGCAAGAACGGACGAGAUAGGUGUUCCUUUUGCAGUAACGGUUGAUUCUGCAACAGAGGUGACGAUCCGAGAGAGGGACAGCAAACAGCAGGUGAGGGUGGGCAUCGACGAGGUGGCAUCCGUGGUGAAGGAGCUGACAGAAGGCCAAAGCACCUGGACCGAUAUUUCAUUCAAGUAUCCCAGUCAUAUUGGCCCCCAAGGUGACCAGGACGCCGCCUGGACGCUCUUCCGGGGAAGCCUCACGAGAGCGAGCCCUUCACCAUCUUCCGAGUGGCGGGGCCCAUGCGCGACCGCAACCGCCACCUCUACGAGCCGCAGAUGCCUCCGCGACCUCCUCGCGCGGGGCCACGCGCCGCUCGCGUCCUACGCCCGCGCCGCGCGGGCCCUCGAGCCCGCUGCGCGCCGCCGCUACGCCGAGCCCACCGAUGACCUCCUCACGCCGCGGGACUUCGCCGAGAUGCUGCUCCUCGACGGCUGUUUCAUCGUCGAGUUCUUCCUCAAGGGCGAGGACGGCGCCGCCGACGCGCUCAUCGACGCCGCCUGGGCCAUGCAUAACGUCUACAGCGACCUCUUCCUCCUCGAGAACCAGCUCCCCUUCUUCGUCCUCGAGCGCUUCUACGCCAUCGCCACCGGCGGCCGAGGCCGCGACCACCUCGUCACCAGCCUCCUCGCCAAGUACCUCACAGUCGAGACCCCGCAGGACGCCGCCACGGCGAGGCCCCCCGACGGCGAGAUCCUACACCUGCUGCACCUCUACUACCACUGGUUCCUCCCACCACAAGACGAGGACGCCGCCGUCCCUCCCGCCGGCGGCGACAGCAACAAGAUCGCCGAGGAGGAGGAGGCGUUCAACGAGUGGCUGGCCAAGCCCAUGGACGAGCGCUUGCCGUGGGUGCUCCCCUCAGCGUCGGAGCUGGAGGACGCCGGCGUCACGUUCCGGGCCAAGAAGUCCCCCCGGAGCCUCGUCGACGUGACGUUCCGCGCCCGCGACGGCGUGCUCGAGAUCCCGGCCGUGGAGAGCUACACGAACCGCGCCAUGUUCGCGAACCUCCUAGCGUACGAGCAGAGUCGGGGCCGGUGGGAGCUGCAGCGGCUGAUGAGCUACGUGGUGCUCAUGGCGUCGGUGGCGUCCCACGGGCGGCGCGACGUGGAGAUCCUGCAGCGGGCCGGGGUGUUCGUCAAGGGGGACGAGGAGACGGCGGCGUUCUACGCGCACCUGGGCGAGCUCUGCGGCGGUGCCGCCGCCGGCACGCCGGGCGUCGCCAACAACUGCUACGCCGACAUGUUCCGCGACGUGAGGGGAUACUGCGGCCGCAGCUGGAACCGGCACCGCGCCGUGCUCGCUCACGACUACUUCAGCAACCCGUGGACGAGCAUGUCAGCCGCCGCCGCUGUGCUCCUGCUCAUCCUCACCGUCGUGCAGACUGUGUACACCGUGCUGCCGUACUACCACCAAUAG